Musa acuminata AAA Group (dessert banana) is the source of this 1156-nucleotide messenger RNA. RefSeq names its product QWRF motif-containing protein 4-like. The record is from RefSeq and is a predicted model, not a curated record. Bases 79 to 1074 code for a protein of 331 amino acids. Gene Ontology annotation, cellular component: cytoplasm; centrosome; nuclear microtubule. Gene Ontology annotation, biological process: spindle assembly; centrosome cycle. Gene Ontology annotation, molecular function: microtubule binding. NCBI's taxonomy places the organism in Eukaryota, Viridiplantae, Streptophyta, Magnoliopsida, Zingiberales, Musaceae. The transcript is spliced from 6 exons.
CCCCAGUCAACGAUCCUCGGACGCCAGAGGAGCCACUCCCAGUACUCCGGUCGAUUCAAACAAGAGGAGAAGGACGAGAUGAAGAAGAUGCGACAUAAUCUGAAAGAGAGCAGUCGACCCAUCCUUGGCGGCUCCAUGCGGCACAUCGGCGAGGUCAUCCGCUUUCCUCCCUCGCCCACACCCGCCUCCUCCCUCCCGCCGUCUGUCCUCAACUCCCGCUCUGGCAUCCUCCACGGCAAGCCCCGCCUCGAGAGCGUUAAUCUUCCCAAUCACGACGAAUUGCGAAGACCAGUCCGUUCGUCGAGCUCGUGGUCGCCAUCGCCAGCUAAGCGGUCGGUGUCGCCGCUGAUGGUGGAGGCUCCGGUGGCGAGUGCGGAGAAGGGCAAGAGCCGCUCUUUUACGAGCUCGGGUUUGGAUUUGCUACGACGAAAGUGGCAGGGGAGUCCGUCUGAUACCACGAAGUUGAAGAAGGGUAUGGUGGCCCACCAACUCCAACUAACGUGGAACCGUUUGAUUCAGUGGAGGUGGGUGAACGCUGGGUCGGAUGAGGUGGGUCUGAUCAAGAGGACCCACGCAGAGGUUAAAGUAUUCGGUGCAUGGGUCGGACUAUCCAAUUUGCGAGCAAGGGUGGCUAGAAAAAGGAUGCAGCUGGAAAAGGAUAAGUUGCACCUGAAGUUGAUGCCAUUGCUCUCUUCUCAGUUGAAGAUACUGGAAGACUUUAGUGAGAUGGAGCGGCAGCACACCUCUGCUCUUUCUGCCAUUAAUGACUGCUUACAGGCAUCUGUGUGUAGGUUGCCUUUAGCUGAUGGAGCAAAGGUUGAUCUGCAACUUUUAGUAUCAGCUCUAACACAUGCAACGGACUUCGCUUUGACGACGAGGACGACAAUAAGCAGACUUACUGACACGAAUGCGCAGAAGAUGGUCUCAUUGCUUCCGGAGCUCAGGCAGGUGGUCAGCAGCGAAGGAGCUCUUCUGCAAGAAUGUUUCUGUUUGCUGGUUCGCAUGUCUUCUCUGCAUAUUCAGGAGCAAAGCCUCAAGUGCCAUCUGAUCCAAUUGCACUUAGAAUAUAGUUAGUGGGUGAUCAAUGGAGCCAUAUCGUGGCGAGCGAUCGAUAGGAAGGGAGCCAAAACCCUCCCUCUUGCCGUCCACCUCGUCG